AUGGGCCUGAAGAUGGGUGAAAGAUACGUGAUAACCGUGGGUAUUCUGUUUCUGUCAACAGUCUCGUUUCUUUCACUGUAUCUACUUCCAUCUAGUGGCACUGAUGAGAUACUUGGUAGAGAGCAUAUAGUGCCUCGUGUCAGAGAUCUUGAAGCACGGAGGUAUAUGCAAGAGAAGCAAGCUGCGGAGCUCCAGAGAAAAGCUGAAGAGGCAGGAAUAGUUGCGCCUCCCAUACCAAAGCCUGAAAUUGCUGCUGGUGACGAUAGUGAUGCACGGCGGAUAACUGUGAAGCAGAUGACCAAGUUCGCCUGGGAUUGCUACAGGAAGUACGCAUGGGGUGCGAAUGAGUUACGGCCAGUUUCCAAAACUGGACAUUCCGCUUCGGUAUUUGGAAUGGGAGACAUGGGAGCAACGAUAGUGGAUGCAAUCGACACGUUGUGGAUUAUGGGUCUGAAAGAAGAGUAUGAGCAAGCUCGAAGCUGGGUUAAACAUAGUCUGGACUUCACGAGAACAGCGAUGUAUGUUGAAAAAGCGGAAGAAAUUGCCAAACUCCUUCUUCCUGCUUUCAAUACUCCUACUGGAAUUCCAUACGCCGUGGUGAAUGUGGUCACUGGUUCGGCCAAAAACUAUGGUUGGGCAAGUGGUCAGAGCUCGAUUUUAUCAGAGUUUGGUUCUCUACAACUAGAAUUUGACUAUUUGUCUCACGUCACAGGCAAUAAGAUCUACUCGGAGAAGAUCAAACGAAUUCGUGACUUCUUGACUGAAAUGGACAAGCCUAAUGGACUCUACCCAUUGUACCUGAAUCCAAAGACUGGCAAAUGGGGAUCAUUGGACCAUUCCAUUGGCGCUUUGGGUGACAGUUUCUACGAAUACCUUUUGAAACACUGGUUAAUCACCGGCAAAACGGAUGAUCACACUAAAAAGGAAUAUGAUGCUGCUGUCUUUGCCAUGGAGAAGAAGAUGCUGUACAAGAGCGAAGCGAGCGGAUUAUGGUAUUUUGCCAAUCUUCAUGGAAGUCGAGUAGUGCAUAAAAUGGAGCAUCUCGCCUGUUUCUCGGGAGGAAUGUUUGCACUUCAGUCAGCCAACGAGUACAAUGCCAGUGUUUCGGUAUGGUUGUAUUUUUAG
Molecule: messenger RNA, 1125 nt
Organism: Cooperia oncophora
Lineage: Eukaryota; Metazoa; Nematoda; Chromadorea; Rhabditida; Trichostrongylidae
Source: the annotation of a GenBank genome assembly